Penicillium canescens is the source of this 1953-nucleotide messenger RNA. RefSeq names its product Zn(II)2Cys6 transcription factor. Gene Ontology annotation, biological process: regulation of DNA-templated transcription; DNA-templated transcription. Gene Ontology annotation, cellular component: nucleus. Bases 1 to 1953 code for a protein of 650 amino acids. The record is from RefSeq and is a predicted model, not a curated record. Gene Ontology annotation, molecular function: zinc ion binding; DNA-binding transcription factor activity, RNA polymerase II-specific; DNA binding. The transcript is spliced from 6 exons. Lineage: Eukaryota; Fungi; Ascomycota; Eurotiomycetes; Eurotiales; Aspergillaceae.
AUGUCAACGAACGGCCCUCGUCCCGCAAAGCGUGCCCGUCAGGCUUGCGAUCCAUGUCGGCGGAAAAAGUCGCGAUGCCCCGGCGAAAAGCCUGUUUGCUCAUAUUGUGAACGACUAAAGCAGCAAUGUGUCUAUUCACAGAGUGAACUUGCAGAGCCAGAAUCUGCCGCUGAAAUGGCUAAGCGUCUGGAGAGUGUCGAAGACAAACUGGAGGAGUUGAUAAGUAGUCUAGGACCAAGACAAGAGUUGAGUCCAGUUACAAUGGACUUCAAUUUGAUGUCACAUGCCACAGAUACUUCAAGUAUUGAGGAACAAAAUUCUCUCAUGAGAGCGGCGCGGCUGUACCUGGCUUGCUGCAACUACCAACCCCUUCCGCUAUUCAGUUCUGGCGACUUUCUUGACAACUUCAUGUCGAGAGAUACAAGUCUUAUUUGUGUGAUUCAGGCUAUUGCUCUUCGCUUUGAUGCUGUGCCCGAAAGCAGUGAUUCGCACUUACAGAAGUUGGUGGGAAGAGCACGGUCUUUGGUUAUGAAUCAAAUCACCAACGGAGUCUUAGAAGUCUCUUCCCUACAGACACUUUGUCUAUUGGCUCUGUUUGAGUUCUCAUCUGGCAAUACUACCCAGGCCGGACUGACUAUCAGCAUGGCAUCAUACCUAGCUCAGAGCAUCAGCACUCGUGGCCAGGUUCUAAACGACAUACAAGAAGAGCCAGAUGAAAGACUUCGCUGCUUAUGGAGCAUCUACUUUCUCAAAAAUCUUCAAGGCGAUGGCAUUCAGACAACUAUGCUGAUGGCCGGGAACCGCACACCUUUUGACACGGGUUCGGGGAUCUCUCAUACAUAUAACUCCCCGGCCAUUCCCCAAUACCCCAGCUCAAGCCCCAGAGAAGACGUGGGGCUGGUAUAUUAUAGCAUUCAAAUCAGUGAAUUAUGGGGCGCUGCUAUGAACUAUGCAGCUACUCGUGUGGACCACACUUCGCCCGCACCCUGGUUCCCCCACUCCGACUACUCAAUCAUUACAUACCGACACACGGAGUUUGAUGCCCGGGUCCCUCUAAGGCACCGAUAUCACGCCAACAGGUUCCAAAAUCAUACCCUGGAGGAGCUUGACCAACGCCGUGACUUUUGGGUAGCCUGGCUCUUCCUCCAAUUCGUUUAUCUGACAAUCCCCUGUCUACUCAAUCACCCAUUUUUACUAUCCAUGAGAUUGCGGAACUUCAAGCAUAUAAUGCCCCAGUCUUUUCUCCGUCAGUCCUUUGAGAACAUCAAAUUUUGCACUGGGUGGGUUCUUCAUUUGAUUGACUUGAUAGAGCACAAAGGUUUUGAGGUCUACGAUCCGAUAAUUGGGCACUGCGUUGUGAUUGUCGCAACAAUUCAUCUUCAACAUAGUUUUGUCGAAGAGCAGGAACUCAGGCACAAGGCAACAAGUGGAUAUAGUAAAUGUGUACGCUUUCUGCAACCACUGAGUGAACGUUGGCCUCAUGUCAAAUACAUGACGCAGAAACUACAAAGUCUGCGAGAAAGUAUCGCCACAAAUCCAGGUCGUCAGACAUGGUCUAUCAAUUCUCGUCUCCUAUGGGAGGUGCUUGUUUACGACCAUGCAAGCAGAUCCCCCGCUUCAGAUAACAUUUCCCGGAAUUCAUUCUCCGAUCAUAACGUUAGACAGCAAUAUUCAGGGAUGACCAGUUCAGAUAUUGACUUCCAACUCCUCGGGUCAGCUGGUAUAUCUGGCCACAAAACUGUCGUCAAGGAGGUUGCCGACGGGCCACCCGAAUCGGUUUCCACUCCUCCAACUGAAUUCACUCCUGAGAGGGGUACUCAUACCGCCUUGUUCAUGAAGCCUUCUGGUAUGAUGGGAGACAUGAUGGGAGAAAUCAUCAACGAAAACUUAUUUGUAGAGCCGGAGAACUAUGGGAGAGCAAUUGAGGAUUGGUGGAACAUGCCAUCUUUAUGA